This is a messenger RNA of Gadus macrocephalus (Pacific cod), 8125 nucleotides long. RefSeq names its product proline rich 12a (gene prr12a). NCBI's taxonomy places the organism in Eukaryota, Metazoa, Chordata, Actinopteri, Gadiformes, Gadidae. The record is from RefSeq and is a predicted model, not a curated record.
GAGCGGAAUGUGUGUGUGUGUGUGUGUGUGUGUGUGUGUGUGUGUGUGUGUGUGUGUGUGUGUGUGUGUGUGUGUGUGUGUGUGUGUGUGUGUGUGUGUGUGUGUGUGUGUGUGUGUGUGUGUGUGUGUGUGUGUGUGUGUGUGUGUGUGUGUGAGAGAGAGAGAGAGAGAGAGAGAGAGAGAGAGAGAGAGAGAGAGAGAGAGAGAGAGAGAGAGAGCGAUAGGGAGGUAGAGGGACAGAGAGAGAGAGAGCCGCCUUCAAACAUGGCGUCUCCAGCGGAAAAUGACUAAAAAUAUUAAAACGCGGCCUACAAUCUUUCCACCUAGUCGUUGUAUGUUUGUAACUCUGCGCUAUUCUACACAGAUCUGCUACUACUAACAGCCAAACCAAACGCGCAGCAAUACUUCUAAUGCGACUUCUAUACUUGCAUACAUUAGCCUACUAGCAUCUCUGGAGUUUUAUUUUGAUGCGACGCUACCAUCAGCUAGCGUCUGCUAGCCCACAACAACCCGGGGGGCGGGAACGAUCUGCGGGCGGAAAAAUCACGAAUUUGGGCUCUUGCGCUAUUAAGUGGAAUAGUUACAAAUAACCAGGUUAAUCGAUCCGAAUAUUUCCGAUCGUGGAUCCGAUCGACGUGGUGAAGAGAGGAGAGGUAGAUUGGAGACGAAGACGGAGAAAAGGACGCAUUGGAUCAAAUGUUUCUCAGCCAAAUCAUCCAUCAUCUCCAUAAUGACUGUGUGUGCGUGUGUGUUUUUUCGGAUCGAAUCCCCCUUUUUUGGCGUAAAUGAUGGAGGGAUAAGCGUAGGAACGGGGAAAAAGGAGUGAUAUCGGUGGUGUUUUGGAAUAUAGACCCCUAGACCCCCCUCUCUUUUCUCUCCUCCCUCCAUUUCUUCUCUCAAGAUGCUGUUUUCCACCCCGGACCUCUGGCUUAUCAAACCGGGGAAAUAAGCCGAGAUCCGAAAGCGGGGAAGAUAGGAUCUUUCGCCUCAUAAUCUGAUUUCUGAUUCCGACUCCCAAGUCGCUUUCGUCCACAUUGCACCAUCGCAUUAUAUCACACAGAUGGAUCGGAACUACCCGGGCGCCGGGUUUGGAGACCUGGCUGCAGGGGCAGGAUGGAGCUACGAGAGGUCGGCUAAAGCAAGUUUGAUGUAUGGGAGCUCCCGGUCGUCCCACCCAGACUCUGAGCUCCUCCACCGGCAGGCGUAUGCUACGCCCCAUCCCCUGCAAGGCUACGCCACCAACCACCACCCAGGAAGCUCUGGCCAGGGCGGGGCUUGGGGGGCUGCCGGGAGGAGUUUGGGUCUGUCGGGGCUGUUUGACACUGGGCUCCACCACGCCAGCCCGUCCGGGCCCGACGCCUCGGUCAUGAACCUGAUCUCUGCCCUGGAGUCUCGCGGGCAGCAGCCCCCUCCCGCCGCCUCCUCCCUGCUCUCCCAGUUCCGCGCACCCUCCUGGCAGACAGCCAUGCACACCCCCGCCCCGGCAGAGCUCUUCAUCUCCGGGGCCCUGCCCGGCUCCGCCUCCUUCCCCUCCUCCUCCGCCCUCUCAGCCUAUCAGCAUCCGGCCUCCUUCUCCAGCCGCUCCUUCCCCGCCGGCUCCCUGUCCCUUCAGGACACGCCCACCUUCAGCCCCACCUCCAACGGCCUGCUGUCGCCCCACGACCCCCUGCUCCACAUCAAGGCCUCGUCCCAGUCGGGCCUGGGCUUCGACCGCCUCCUCUCCUCCCAGAGCGCGUCCUACCGCGGCGGCCAGGACCCCGGCGGCGCGGGCUCCUCCCCGGGAGCCGGCUCCUCCUCCUCCCGGCACCUGCAGUCGCACCAGUUCAACCUGCUGUCGUCCCAGCUGCAGGAGCAGUCCUCCCACCAGCUGUACAACGCCUCCGUCUUCUCCUCCGCCCAGGCCCAGGCGGUGGGCGGGUCCCAGGAGCGCGCCGUGCCCCGCCAGGACAGCGUGAUCAAGCACUACCAGCGGCCGGGCGGCGCCCCCCAGCCCCACUCCCUGCAGCACUACCUGAGCUGUGGGGGCGCGGGCUACCAGCACCUCCCCUCCCACCACCGCCACGCCGGCCUCUCGGCCUGCAGCCCCCUGGGCGACCAGAGCCCGUCCGCCGAGCACAAGGCCGGCGCCCGGCCCGACCAGUACCGGCCCAUCAUCCAGCCCCCCUACUCCGCCCCCUCCUCCGCCCCCUCCUCCGCCGCCGCGGGCAAAGGAGCCAAGGGCAGCUCCAGCAGCGGGUACUCCUCGGCCAGCUCGGCCUCCUCCUCCAGGACUCCUCACACCCCCCCCUCGGCCUCCUCCACCUCCUCUUCGUCCUCCUCUUCCUCAGCUCCCUCAGGGCCCCACCCCUCCGGCUCCAGCUCUAGCUCCGCCCCCUCCCGCCAGCAGCCCCCGCCUCAGCCGGCUCCUCCCCCCCCCGCGCCCCCCCAGCCCCCCGCUACCUCCAGCUCCUCCGUCCCGCAGACCCUCCCCAAGGCCUGCCUCUCGGGCUACGGCUCCCCCGCGCCCCCCGUCAAGACCCCCAGCGCGUCCCUCGCCGGGCAGACCCCCCCCCAGCAGCAGCUCCAGUCCUACUCCCCCAACCAGCCCCCGUCCUCCCACCUCUCCCAGUCCUACUCGCCCAGCCAGGCCCCGCCCGCGGCCCACCUGCCCCAGGCCUACGGGGGCUUCAGCUCCCCUCAGGCCCAGGACCUGAGCUCCGCGGCGGGGGGGGGGAAGGGGUACGGGGGCCUGGGGGGGCGGAGCCAGGCGUACUCCGCCGACGUCUACGCCGCCGACUCCGCCUACGGGUCCCUCCCGUCCUCCCUGGGCGGGGCCGGAAGCCCGUCGCUAGGAUACGGAGCCCCAGGCCACUCCCCCGCCCUUUUAAGGUCAGGGGGCUCAUCAGGAAGCGCAGCGUCCGGCUCCGGAGGCGGGGCCGGGGGUAAUCUGACCAAUGAGAGGGCGGGGAGCGGCGGAGGGUCCUAUCACAUCCAGGACUCGAGCCCGUCCCCGUCCGGCAACUCGGCCAUCAUCCGGCCCGGGCUGCACUCCCCCAACCAGUCCCCGGGGGGCGCCGGCUCCAACAAGUACCUGUCCUCCGUCCUCUCCCCGGGCUUCCUGUCCUCCCCCCAGGGGGGGUACCCCGACUCCCGGGGCGUCCCCUCCUCCCAGACCUACCACCCCUCCUCCUCCUCCAAACCCAAGGCCGACUCCUCCUCCUCCCUGCUCGCCCAGCGCUCCCAGGAGGAAGUGGACGACGAGGACUUCCUGAUCGAGCACCUGCUGCAGGCCCAGGCCAGCCCCGCCCCCCAGAACUCCCAGAGCGGGACGCCGGGCGGCGGCGGCGGCGGCGACGGGGGCAAAGGCCUCUCCUACGACCUGGCCAAGUCCUCGGAGGAGCGCUACCACCUGCAGAGCGUGAUCAGGACCCACACCGCCACCUCCAGCGGGGGCGGGGCCGGCGCGGGCAGCGCCAUCUCCGGGCUGGACACGCAGCUGGAGAUGUCCCUGAAGAAACAGCAGCAGCAGCAACAACAACAACAACAACAACAACAACAACAGCAGCAGCAGCAGCAGCAACAACAACAACAACAGCAAAGUCAACAGCUGAGGAGCGAGCGCCCGGGUAACAACAGAGGAAGUGGUGGUGGGGGGGGCGGCGGCGGGGGCAGGGGGAACCAGGGCGACCCAACGCACCCCACGCACCUCCAUCACCAUGACAACCUGGGCUCGGUGGUCCACUAUGGGCGGGGGGACCCGUACUCCCAGCACUCCCUGGGCUCCCACGCGGGGCUGCAGAGCCACGCUCAGAUGGAGCUGCAGAAGAAGAGCCAGCAGCAGCAGCAGCAGGAGCAGUCGGACAUCCCCCCCUACCCCCGGAAGAGCAGCGAGGGCGGGGUCUCCCUGAUGGACUCCCCCACGGACCGCCAGCCGCCGCACCUGCUGCAGUCGGUGCUGGCCCACACGGCGGCACGCAGCAAGAUGGACCAACCCCACCACCCGCAGCACCACAAGAUGGAGGCUCACCGCCAGCACCCGCAGCACCAGGCCCACCACAAGAUGGACCCCCUCUCCCAGCACUCCCUCGGACAGCAGCAGCAGCAGCAGCAGCAGCAGGGCUCCGGGAAGCACCCGCCGCAGCCGCAGGGCAGCCAGCUGCAGAUCCAACUCCAGUCCCAGGCUCUGGAGGCCGCCGCCGCCGCCGCCCACUACGGCCAGCAGGAGCAGAGCCAGGCCAAGCACCAGGGGGGGGUCUCCUCCCUGGACAUGCUGGAGCGAUCCCUGGCCCGGACCGGCGAGGUGGAGGAGGAGCGGCGAGGGGGCGGGGCUAGAGGAGGAGGGAGAGGCGGAGCGGUAGGAGGUGGCGGGGGAGGGGGUGGAGAGUGCCACCAGCAGGAGCAGCAGCAGAGGUCCCACCCCUCGCACCACCACUCCCAGCACCCCUCCAACUCGGACCUCCACCCCUUCCUGUCGGAGGCCGACCUGGGCCUGGCCUCCUCCCACAUGCACCACCCCCACCACCCGCAGCACGGCCAGCAGCAGCACCCCCACCACCUGCCCCCGCCCCCGCUCUCCGGCCACCAGCAGUCCCAGCGCGAGGCCCAGCAGCAGAGCCUGCCCCAGUCCCAGGCCGGCCAGGAGCAGCACCAGUUCGACCAGGUCAGCCCGGUGGACAAGGGCGCGCAGAACCAGCAGAGCAACCGCUUCGUCCCGCUCACCUCCAUCUGCUUCCCCGACUCCCUGCUCCAGGACGAGGACCGCUCCUUCUUCCCCGGCAUGGAGGACAUGUUCUGCCCCGACGAGUACAAGCCCAGCUGCGGAGGCGGCGGGGGGGGGGGCGGCCCCGGGGGCCAGGAGAUGAACAGUGGCCAGCCGGGCCAGGAGGGCAUGGACUCCCUGAAGGGAGGGCCGGGAGGGGGCGGCGCCGGGUCCGGAGGAGGGGGAGGGGGCUACGACAUGAUGGGCCACCACAGGGCGGAGCAGGGCUACGGCCAGUACUGCCACGGGCUGGAGGACUCCGGCCCGGGGGGCAUGAACCUGGACCUGGACCCCCUGAAGGGCCACGAGCUGCCCUCCACCGUCAACACGGAGCAGCUGGGCCUGAUCCAGUCCCAGGGGCCCCCCAUGGGGCUGGGGCCCAACUGCUCCGGACCCAACAACAACAACAACAACGGCGCCGGCGGGGGGAAGCACCCGCCGGGACACGGCGGCGUCGGCGGGGGCUCGGUGGGGCUCCAGUCCCCGAUCUUCUGCUCCUCGCGGCCCAAGAAGCUCCUCAAGUCGAGCUCCUUCCACCUCCUGAAGGAGCGCAGGGACCCCAGCUCCCUGCCCAAGAAGAGCUACGCCCAGGAGUACGAGUUCGAGGACGACGAGGACAAGGCGGACCAGCCCGCCGACAUCCGGCUCAACAGCCGGCGCCGCACGGACCUCCUGCCCGACCUGGUGUCCAGCUGCCGCAAGGGAGGGGCGGCGGGAGGGGGAGGAGGGGGAGGAGGGGGAGGGGGAGGAGGAGGAGGGGGCGCCGGCUCCCUCAGCCCCAUGAUGGGUGACCUCGACUUCUACCACUCCCUGAUGCCCCAGGAGGGCCCCAAGAAGAGGGGCCGCAAGCCCACCAAGCCCAAGAGAGAGGGGCCCCCCAGACCCCGGGGCCGCCCCCGCAUCCGACCCCUUCCGGAGCCCUACACGCCCCGCGGCAUGAUGGGGGAGCUGGGCCCCGUGGCGCCGGGCGCCGGGUACAGCGUGGAGGGCGGGCGUGGCCGCGGCCGGGGCCGGGGCGGGCGGGGCCGCGGGGCCAAGAGGGAGGACAUGAUGAUGGAGAUGAAGGAGCAGGACCCCAGCCUCCUCCCCCACCAGCAGAUCCACCACGAGCCCAUCCCCCCGCUGAAGAUCAAGCUGCCCAUCGGCACCAUGGCGUCGGCCGACUCCCUGCUGAGGACGGACUCUCUGUCCGGGACGGACCCGGCACUGUCGGACGGCUCGGUGGGCUCGGCCCCCUCCCUGGGGCUCAGCCCCGGGGCCCCCUGCAGCGCCGACAGCUCCAGGAGCCAGGACAAGAGGGGCAGGGGCCCGCUGGGGGCCGACGGGGGCGACGACGGCGGGAUGGACGACAGGGACCAGGAGAAGGAGGAGUCCAAGGCCGGCUUCAUGGCCUCCUUCCUGGACUUCCUGAAGACGGGGAAGCGUCCCGUCGGCAUGGAGAUGGACCCAGUCACCUGUGACUCCUCCCCCUCCCCCUGCAAACUCCGCCCCUUAUCGCCCGCGGCCCCGACCCCGUCGUUCGGCGAGGGCUCGGAGGGGGCCGGCGGGGGCCUGUCCCUGGGGGGCUGCUCCUCCCCCAAGCGGCUGGAGGACGAGCUGAAGAGGAACCUGGAGACGCUGCCCUCCUUCUCCUCCGACGAAGAGGAGGAGGACUCGGUGGGGAGGAACCAGGACCUCCAGAAGAGCAUCUCCUCGGCCAUCUCCGCCCUCUACGACACGCCCCAGCUCCAGGCUCCGCCCCUGCCGCCGCCGGCCACGCCCACGCCCCCGCCGCCGCCGCUCACCCCCACCCUGCAGCCGCCCAUCCUCUCCCCCCAGCGGCCCCACCCCUCCCCCCCCCACCCCUCCUCCUCGCCCAACGACGAGCAGCCGGCCCUUCUGGAGAGGCAGGAGGAGCGGGAGGAGCCGGAGGAGGAGGAGGAGGAGCAGCGGGAGGAGGAGGAGGACGAAGAGGAGGAGAUGGAGGACGGGAAGAUGGCGGCCAUCGACACCCACCAGCACGAGCAGGAGAAGGGAAGGGACAGCGAUGAGGAAGAGGAGGAGGAAGAGGAGGAGAGUCUGGAGGAGCUGCAGGCUGAAGCACCGGCUCUGGAAGAUGCUGUUGCCGCGGCGACGUCCCAGGCUCCCCCGGACCCCCCCUCCCCGGCCUCCUCCUCCUCCCCCUGCCACUCCCCCCUCCCGCCCCUCUCCCUACCCUCCCCCGCUCCCCCCCAGCCAGAGGAGGAGAACGUCAGCCCCUCCCCCGCCGCCUCCGUGCCCCCCUCCUCCCCCGCCCCCCCGCCCGCCCUCUCCUCCAGCCCCGCCCCUCCCCCCUCCUCCUCCUCCCCGCCUCCUCCCGGCCUGGACCAGAAGGAGUCCCCCCCCAGCUCCCCCGCCCCCUCCUCUCCGGAGGAGGAGGAGGAGGAGGCCCCGCCCCCUAAGACCUCCUCGCUGCACCUGGCCCAGAAGCAGGGGGGCGCGGCCAUCGCCGGGGAGAGCGAGGGGGACGAGAGCGAGAGCGGGGCCGAGGGGAUCUUCAGGGAGAGGGACGAGUUCGUGGUGCGCGUCGAAGACAUCCAAUCCCUCAAGCUGGCGUUACAGACGGGUCGUGAACCCCCCCCCAUCUGGCGCGUCCAGAAGGCUCUGCUGCAGAAGUUCAGUCCAGAGAUCAAAGACGGCCAGAGACAGUUCUGUGCCACCAGCAACUACCUGGGGUACUUUGGCGACGCCAAGCGGCGGUACCAGCGUCUCUACGUCAAGUUCCUGGAGAACGUCAGCAAGAAGGACUACGUCCGCGUGUGCUCCCGGAGACCCUUGCGCCGCAACGCCCCCGGGCUCAGGCGGCAGCUCCCCCUCAGGGUGGCGUCCCAGCCUCCCUCCCUAACGCCCGCAGAAAAGGAGGAGAAGGCCGCUCCUCCCUCCCAGAGGGAGAAGACCAGGAGCCGAGAGAAGAGGGAGGCGGUGGCGAAGGAGGAGAAGGAGGAGAAGGAGAAGGGAGCGAGGGAACGGGUGGAGAAGGAGAGGAGAGUCCAGCCCCAGCAGCGGAAGGCGGAGAAGCGAGGAGCCGACAGGGGGAAGGAGAGAGCAGCGGAGCGACCCGUCCGAUCCAAACAGACCAGGAGCAAGACGGAGGUGGAGCCUCCUCCCAAGAAGAGGAAGGAGUGGCAGAAGGAGGCGCCCUCCUCUUCAGACUCCUCCUCCGAGGGCAGCGAAGACGAACGUAAGACACCUCCUUAUUUACACCACACUACGACACAUCCUCCUCUCGGGACAAGCCACAGUGUGGAGCAGGCUGCUGACGACCCCGGCCAGGAGGAGGUGGUGCAGCAGUGCAUGGCCAAUCAGAGCUGGCUCGACACGCUGUACUGCACCUUCAGCAGCCUGUUGGCUCUCAGCUCCAAGGCCUGA